Molecule: messenger RNA, 846 nt
Organism: Cetraspora pellucida
Lineage: Eukaryota; Fungi; Glomeromycota; Glomeromycetes; Diversisporales; Gigasporaceae
Source: the annotation of a GenBank genome assembly
GUAGUUAAAAUUAAUGAGUCUAUAGUCACUCAAAUCUUACAAACUAAGGACCAACAACUUUCAAAUAAAAUUGUAAAUCCAAAUGCCAAGCGACAUAUGACCGUUACUGUACCAGAGCUUGAGUUAGUGCUUAAGGAAUUUAUACUAAUCUAUCAAUACUACACUAUUCUAAGUGAUGCUAUGAUGAUCGAAAAGGCAAAAUUGUUAGCAGAUGAACUAGGGUCCCUGAAGGCAAAAGCAGAUUCUGUUGAUGAGGAUGUUAUUACUGAAUCCUUACCUUUAUUGCAAAAUAUAUAUUUUUUAUCCAAAAAUACAACUUCUAGAAUACAACCAAUGGAUACAGGAAUAAUCAUGGCUUUUAAAAGAGCCUAUCAUUAUUUUCAUUUCCAAUGGAUGUUGGAGCAAAUUAAAGCAGGUAAUUUUAUUCAGAAUUUGAAAAUGAAUGUUUUACAAGUGAACUUUGCAAAUAUUUCAGAUGAUCUUUGUGAAGCUGGUGAUUCAAGGCUUAAAAAUCUUAUUAGGUUACUAAAUACUCUUUGUCUUACAAAUGCAAUAGAAACUGAUGAAUUCUUAAAUUUUAAUAGUGAAGAGAUUGUUUAUAAAGAGCUAGCUUAUAUGUUUAGAAAUGAUAAAAGUGUUGAAGUUAUAAAUGAAGAAAAUACUGAAAUAAUGGAUGAAGAGGAAGAUAAUAGUGUAGAACCCGCAGUUGUUAGUGGUAGUUUGGUAUUAAAUAGCUUAGAAAAUGUUCAGAUGUUUUUACUUCAGCAGAAAGGCUUAGGUGAUCAAUUAAAAUCAAUUAAUUUUCUUGAAAAAUUUAUUAGAAAAAUGAUGUCAAGUUCUGCUUAG